AUGUCGAUAAACAUGAAAACGCUGACUCAAGCUCUGGCUAGAACGGCUGCUGUGAUCGAGAAGACGGUUCAUACAACAGUCCAGGAAGUCACGGGACCUAAGCCUCUUCAGGACUACGAGCUACUCGAUCAGAUCGGUUCCGCUGGUCCUGGCCUCGCUUGGAAGCUAUACGCAGCCAAGGCGCGUGACUCUACGCGGUCCCAGCAGUAUCCGACCGUCUGCGUCUGGAUGCUUGAUAAGCGUGCUUUGUCGGAAGCUCGUGUUCGAGCUGGGCUAUCUAAAGCAGCCGAAGACGCGUUUCUUGAUCUGAUUCGAGCUGAUGCAGGGAAGCUUGUGCGGUUGAGGCAUCCUGGUGUGGUCCACGUGGUGCAGGCACUUGAUGAGAAUAAGAAUGCUAUGGCUUUAGUUACGGAACCGCUCUUUGCUUCCGUGGCUAAUGCGCUUGGGAAUGUGGAGAAUGUGGCUAAUGUGCCGAAAGAUCUGAAGUCAAUGGAGAUGAGCUUGUUGGAGGUGAAACACGGUCUGCUCCAGAUUUCCGAGACACUGAACUUUCUACACAAUAACGCAAAUCUCAUCCAUCGAGCCAUAUCUCCAGAGAAUGUUCUUAUUACUUCAUCUGGUUCUUGGAAGCUUGCUGGGUUUGGGUUUGCUAUUUCAACAGCGCAGGCUGGGAAUCUGGAUAACAUGCAAUCGUUCCACUAUUCUGAAUAUGAUGUCGAGGAUUCAAUGCUGCCAGUCCAGCCGUCCCUAAAUUACACUGCACCUGAACUGGUGCGCAGCAAAGGUCCUUCAGCUGGAGCUUCGUCGGACAUUUUCAGUUUUGGAUGCCUUGCCUAUCAUUUAGUUGCUCGGAAACCGUUGUUAGACUGCAAUAACAAUGUCAAGAUGUACCUAAACACGUUGAACUAUAUAACAAACGAAUCUUUCUCAUCUAUACCCUCGGACUUGGUAUCUGACUUGCAAGGGAUGCUAUCAAUGAACGAGACCUUCAGACCAACAGCAUUAGAUUUCACAGGAUCUAAUUUUUUCCGAAGCGAUGCUAGGUUACGUGCUCUCCGUUUCCUUGAUCAUAUGCUUGAAAGAGACAACAUGCAGAAGUCUGAGUUCCUAAAAGCAUUAUCAGAUAUGUGGAAAGACUUUGAUUCCCGUGUAUUACGGUAUAAGGUGCUUCCGCCUCUUUGUGCUGAACUUAGGAAUUUGGUUUUGCAACCAAUGAUCUUGCCAAUGGUUCUAACUAUAGCACAAUCUCAGGAUAGGAGUGACUUUGAGUUGAUAACACUGCCGGCUCUUGUUCCUGUUCUGAGUACUGCUUCUGGAGAUACAUUACUACUGCUUGUAAAGCAUGCAGAGCUUAUUACUAACAAGACUAAUAGCGAGCAUCUUAUAUCGCAUGUCCUCCCUUUGCUUCUCCGAGCUUACAAUGAUAAUGAUGUUCGGAUUCAGGAGGAAGUUCUUAAAAGAUCAACAUCUGUUGCUAAGCAACUUGAUGGUCAGGUUGUAAAGCAAGCCAUUUUGCCCCGUGUUCAUGGCUUGGCUCUCAAAACUACAGUUGCUGCGGUCAGAGUAAAUGCUUUGCUCUGUUUAGCCGAGCUGGUUCAAACGCUUGAUAAACCCGCUGUUAUUGAAAUUCUGCAAACAAUUCAGCGUUGUACUGCGGUUGAUCGUUCUGCACCUACCCUUAUGUGUACCCUUGCUGUCGCAAACGCAAUCCUCAAACAGUAUGGAGUUGAAUUCACCGCAGAACACGUGCUUACUCUGAUGAUGCCGCUUCUCACUGCCCAACAACUGAAUGUCCAGCAAUUUGCCAAAUAUAUGCAAUUUGUUAAGGAUAUUCUCAGAAAAAUAGAGGAAAAAAGAGGAGUUUCAGUGAAUGAUUCUGGUAUCCCAGAGGUGGAACCGAAUUCUGCUGCCAAUGGAGUCCAGUUUCAAUCAUCAAACCAAACACCUGAGAAGGUUGCUUCUGCAGCCAAGAGCAGUCCUGCUUGGGAUGAGGAUUGGGGUUCUCCGAGUAAAGAUUCUGCUUUGGGAAAUUCUGUGUCUUCUCAUCACGACACAAACCAUCAGUUUAACAAAUCCACAAGCCAGUCACAGCAAUCGAGCAUGUCUACUUUGCCAAACAAGGCAGCAGCAUCGCUGACCACCUGCCCUCCAGUGGACAUCGAGUGGCCUCCAAGACAAUCUUCAAAGCUCACUGCUCCAGCAGCUGAUGGUGAGACACAACUAAACACAGGAACAUCAUUUACUCCGUGUUUUGAUGAAAUCGAUCCUUUUGCUAAUUGGCCUCCACGUCCCAACAACGGCACUUCUGUUACUUCUACCGGUCUCAACAAUGGUACUGCAUCUGGUUUUAGCAGCAAUUUACCAGCCAGCACGUCUUUUCAGACAGCUAACAAUGACAACUGGGCAUUCAGCAGUGCCUCCAUGUCUUCACUGAAACCACCCCAGCAAGGGAACUCAGGUAUCUCUGCAGAUCCAGUAAACUCUUUCGGGUUACCUGUACAGAACCAAGGAAUGCCAUCUUUCACUAGUGGUUCAUACAAUAACCAAAAGCCAGCAGAUAUCAGCUCCAUAUUCGGUUCAAGCAAAACCCAGCAAUCCGCUCUGAAACUCGCACCACCACCUUCAGCAGCAAUGGGAAGAGGAAGGGGGAGAGGUAGAGGUGGCACUGGCACAUCUACCUCAAAGCCCAAUGGUUCACAACCAUCUCUUUUGGAUCUAUUAUGA
Messenger RNA from Arabis nemorensis, 2724 nucleotides. The record is from the annotation of a GenBank genome assembly. NCBI's taxonomy places the organism in Eukaryota, Viridiplantae, Streptophyta, Magnoliopsida, Brassicales, Brassicaceae.